Cercopithifilaria johnstoni is the source of this 210-nucleotide messenger RNA. Lineage: Eukaryota; Metazoa; Nematoda; Chromadorea; Rhabditida; Onchocercidae. The record is from the annotation of a GenBank genome assembly.
AUGGGAGAUGAAGAAUGGAAUAUUUCAUGGAAUAGCGAUGAAUAUGUUAGAACUGUGGAACCUACAACGGCAGCAGAGAAUAAAAAAAUGCGUCAAGCAAGGAUUGCAGCGAGAACUGAAGCUCGUCGUAUGGAAAUGGCUAGGAAACGAACUGCUCGAAGUAGUGGUGGUACUCAAAUCACAUCCAAUAAUGAUGGAACCGUUCACUGA